GCUAUCCACAUACGUUAGGUACCUAACCUACUUGUAGUAAUGGUUGGGGCCGACGCCCACGUUCGACUUUAUGCCCUUUAUGUACGGCCCUUACCUCGACGCCCUACCUUCACCUUCUAUCCCCCCAUCGCCUUCGCCAUUAUCGUCACGUCUUCUCAAUCCCUCUAUCCCCUUCACUUCCCUUCGCUUCCCGUCUCCUCCUAAUGUACUAGUAAAUAAAUACCUAAUUGCUUCCUGCUCCCCUCCUCUCCUUCGCCCCGUAUUUAUAUGUCUCCCUUUCGCCCCUCUUCCGUAUUUAGUCCUCCACCUCUACAUGACCGCGCCCGCAACUACUAAUCGCGAUGGACGAUCUCUCGAGAGCUGAGUAUCCGGCCAUGCUGGCUAACCUCCAGCCGAACCAAGCUGUCCACGCGCUCAGCGACCGGGUCAAGCGCAUAUCCAAAGUCAACACCGAGAUCGCCGAUUGGUUGCAGGAACGCCGCAAGGUCGAAGAACAGUAUGUCCAGGCUUUGAGGAGGCUGGCCCAGUUCCGCGUCCCCAACACGCAGUCCGAACUCGGGACCUUCCAGGCCCAGUGGGAUAAGAUCCUACAGUCCGCCGACGCCAUUGCCAUGUCGCACCACGUCUUCGCUACCAAGAUCGAGAAAGAUGUCGAGGCGCCGUUGCGAAUCUUCAAUCAGAAGAAGGAAAUGGCCAACAUGCAGACCAUCCAGAGCAACCUCCAGAACAUGGCGAAAGAGCUGGAAGAUGCCCAGGAGAGGUCUGACAAAUUGAGCAGAAAGGGCGGGAAGGCCAGUGCCCAUAAGGUCGAUUUGGCAGCCGGAAAGCUAGAGUCGGCCACUCAACAAUGGGAGUCUCAGGCGCCGUUCAUCUUCGAAACCCUCCAGGCUCUGGAUGAGAGUCGGAUGAACCAGUUGCGUGACUGUCUUACCCAGUAUGGCACCUACGAAGGGGAACGCGCGCAACAGCAGCAAGCCGAGGCCGAGACGGUGUUGAACAGCUUGCUAGACUACAGCACAGCGAGCGAGGUUCAGCACUUCGUGGCCAAGACGACGGCCGGUCGGCCCAAGAUCGAGAAGCGAACACUUACGACGCGACAAUCUUCCAGCUUCAGUACCGGGAAUGCCUCGCUAGCGCUCCCCUCCAGCGCCACGAUGCCAGCACCUGACGAUCGUAGUGACCAUUCCGUAGGGCAGUCCGAAAACAAACUCCGUAGUCGUAUCGGCACCAUGCUCGGCCGGAGACGACAGAGCAUACACGGCGGAUUCGGGCAGCUAACUCCCGCGAAGGGCCCCUUCGGAAGGAACAUCAAGAGUAGCCAUGGCGUGUCGCCCAGAGCUUCGUCAAGCAACCUCGGGGAUUCGACAAACAGAUUGGGAUCAUUGGUGGAAGAUCCGGAUACGGCGACAGACACUCCCUCGCGGGCAUCUGAGACGAAGGAGAAGUCGAGCCAUGACGGUACGAAUGGUCUGGGUCGAGACGGCGAUGCAGCACAGCCGUCGACGGCAGCUACGGCGUCGCAAGUCAACGGAACAUCCAUUCCUCCCGGUAUCGCCGAUGUUCCACCUCCGCCAGGCCCCCCGCCAUCUCACAGGGAACCGGAAAAGGAUGCAGAUGGUUUCAACGUGCCGGCUCCGGCCAACGAUCCCAUCACGCAGGCAGAGAGGGAGGCUGCCGCUCACGAAGCGGAACAGCUAUUCAAGCUCAACAUCCAGAAAGAACCCGUAGCCGAAGAAGAUCCAGAGGAGAAGAAGGCGGCCCUAUCCAACGUUGCCAAUAGCCUCUCCGCGAUGGGGAUGUCGGCGCGGAGGGCGGGCACGGUCAGAGGCCGGAGAGAUGUGCGGAAUACCAUUUACGUACCGGCACCCGUUUCCGAAAGCUCCGCGGCCGACAACGCGCAUCCCCUCCCGCCAUCAUCGCAUGGUCUUACGUCUAGGUCUACCGGACUUAGUACUCUCGCCUCCGAAUCUAGCUUCGCAGGUACCUCGGACACGCAGUCGAUCCGGUCUGGCAACUCGCUAAGCAGCAUUGUCCACGCCAAGCACCCCGAAAUGCACGAGCCAGGUCUCAACUCUUCCGUCAUGGAGACCAUCUCGGCAACCUUUGAGCAUGGCCAGGUCCAAUCGGUAAAGGUGAACGGCGAGGUUGCCUUCUCCUACAACGCCACAAUUACCCCUGCUUCGUCCUCACACCUACCUAUUCGUAUCAACAACUUCCCGUCGCUCGAAGUCAUCGGUCCUAAUCGUAUUUUCGUUACCAAUGAUACGCCCGAGCACCCAGAUCAGUUUUCCUUGGAUCUUUCACACAUUCACAAGACAACGAUUGGUUUCUCAUACAGGUUACACAUAGAUCCGGCCGUGCCACCUGCGGAGCAUGUGCCGAUUCUCGUCUCCCCUGCAUGGAAGCCUCAAGGUGACAAGUUAGGCCUGUUGCUGCAGUACAAGCCUAACCCUGCGUUCAAAUUCUUCAACGCGGGUGUGCAGCUUCAUAACCUAGUCCUCUUCGCCACCUACGAGGGCAAGGCGUCGGGCGCGCAAACCAAGCCUUCCGGAACGCAUUUGAAGGACAAGCAUCUUGUAUACUGGCGCAUUGGUGACAUACACCUCACCCCGGACGCGGACUGGCAGAAGAUCGUGUGCCGGAUAAUCGGUGACCAGGGUGUCGAACCAAAGCCGGGCACCAUCGAAGCCCGAUGGGAAUUCAGCCCGCCCCCAGGAGCCGAGGGCGCGAACGCUAUCUCGGUGUCGAGAUUCGAGGAGACUAAGGGCAAGGAAGUCGAGCUCAGCGAAGACGACCCGUUCGCGGACGAGACCGCCACGGCCGACGAAGGCCGAUGGGUAGACGUGCCCGUGAUACGGAAGCAAAUAAGCGGGAAGUACGAGGCGAAAUAAGGGCGCAGGAGGAGUGCGCGCCGCCCAGGAGAGCAGUCAGGCUAGACCAUACUAGCUCAGGGGGUGAACCGUACAGAGAUACCGCAGGAAGAAGGAAGAACCGGAGAAGGGGGAGUUCUUUUGUAUGUGUUGGAAACAGGACGAAUGGUCAGCCAGAGAGGUCUACCCGAUAGGGCGAGACUUUUGAUUAUGCACGACGCAGAAUAUUUUCUUCCCGGUUUUUUUUUCGCCAUUCCGUUUGUAAGAUCAGAUUAGCGAGCUGUUCUUUCGAGGAAAGGAAAAAUUCGAGGGCGGGGAGGAUUUUAUUGUCUUUGUUUUGUAUAACUUCCUUUCUACAUACCUCAUUUCCUGUAGCUAACGGAUUUUGCAACCGUCCGUCGUCCUCGUCCUCAUCACCGUCGUUCGACGUCUCUCCUAUGUCCCCCACCCCUUCUGUAUGUAGGUAUGCAUGCAUGGCCGCUCCCCAACACUUACUCUAGCGACAACAUUUUACCCUGCACGGCGGCUACGUACUACUGGCGCUGCCGGUAUGUAGUACUGUUGGAUUCUGUUAUACCAAUUUACUACCCAUGACUACGCCUCGCCUCGCCUCGUAUGCAAUGGUAUCUCUAUCGCGGUAGGCCGGCUACCUGGUGUGUUGUGUUUAGUACGCAGAGUGAUGUUACGUCGUAGCGCCGG
Messenger RNA from Durotheca rogersii, 3569 nucleotides. Its product is annotated as Muniscin C-terminal mu homology domain-containing protein. Gene Ontology annotation, cellular component: cell division site; plasma membrane; cytoplasm. The transcript is spliced from 5 exons. The record is from RefSeq and is a predicted model, not a curated record. Gene Ontology annotation, biological process: septin cytoskeleton organization. Lineage: Eukaryota; Fungi; Ascomycota; Sordariomycetes; Xylariales; Xylariaceae. Bases 342 to 2891 code for a protein of 849 amino acids.